Raphanus sativus (radish) is the source of this 1082-nucleotide messenger RNA. Its product is annotated as dehydration-responsive element-binding protein 1B-like. The transcript has a single exon. Gene Ontology annotation, biological process: regulation of DNA-templated transcription. The record is from RefSeq and is a predicted model, not a curated record. NCBI's taxonomy places the organism in Eukaryota, Viridiplantae, Streptophyta, Magnoliopsida, Brassicales, Brassicaceae. The coding region runs from base 117 to 896 and encodes 259 amino acids. Gene Ontology annotation, molecular function: DNA-binding transcription factor activity; DNA binding.
CCACCUGAAAAAGAACAUAAAGAGAGAUAGAGAGAUAAAAUAGAUAUUUUAUCAAACCAGACAGAACAUAGAUCUUGUUACUUACUCACUACACUCAGCCCUAUCCACUUUCUCAAAUGGAGUUUCCAACAAUGAGCUCAUUCUCUUCUUCAUCUGAAAUGCUUAGCUCCGAGAACGAGUCUCCGGUUAUGACAGGCGCCGAUUAUAGUCCCAUGCUGGCGGCGAGCUGUCCGAAAAAACCGGCGGGUAGGAAGAAGUUUCAGGAGACACGGCACCCGAUUUACAGAGGAGUUCGCCUUAGAAAAUCAGGUAAGUGGGUGUGUGAAGUGAGGGAACCGAACAAGAAAUCUAGGAUUUGGCUCGGAACUUUCAAAACAGCUGAGAUCGCUGCUCGUGCUCACGACGUCGCCGCCUUAGCCCUCCGCGGAAGAGGCGCCUGCCUCAACUUCGCCGACUCGGCUUGGCGGCUCCGUAUCCCGGAGACAACCUGCGCAAAGGAUAUCCAGAAGGCGGCUGCUGAAGCUGCAUUGGCUUUUGAGGCCGAGAAGAGUGAUCAUGGCAUGAACAUGGAGGAUACGACGGCGGUGGCUUCUCAGGUUGAGGUGAAUGAUACGACGACGGAUCAUGGCGUGGACAUUGAGGAGACGAUGGUGGAAGCUAUUUUCACGGAGGAACAGAGAGAAGGGUUUAACAUGGCAGAGGAGACGAGGGUGGAGGGUGUCGUAACGGAGGAACAGAGCAAUGGGUUUUACAUGGAUGAGGAGUGGAUGUUCGGAAUGCCGACAUUGUUGGCUGAUAUGGCGGAAGGGAUGCUUUUACCGCCGCCGUCCGUACAAUCGGGACAUAAUAAUGAUGACUUCGAAGGAGAUGUUGACAUGAACCUUUGGAAUUACUAAUAUUAGUAUUUUUUCUUUUCCAAUUCUUUUGUGAUAUUUCACUAUAAAAAUUCGGAUUCUACCUUUAUUUUUUUGUGGGGAUCUUUAUUUUUCUUUUUAAGUUUGGGAAACGGGUGUAUAUGUUUCACCAUGGUGUUGUCAAAAAUGCUGGGUAUUUUCUUGUGUGUGUAGCAUAAUCAUCUUUGU